CGCUUCCGGCCGUCAAGUUGGCUCGAGCAGGGGGAGGGGGGGUGUUGUAUGUAUGUGUGUGAGAGAGAGAGAGAGAGAGUGUGUGAGUGAGAGAGAGAGUGAGUGAGUAAGAGUCCGGUGAGGAGACAUUUUAUUAUUGUUUGUUCUUUUACCUAUAUAUAUAUGUGAUCAACAGAAGAAACGACAUUUUAAAAAAUCUGAAGAAAGAAGAAGGAGAAAAAAAAACCAAGGGAGGUGGUAAAGAGUUUGAGAGGGAAAAGAUAUUUGUCGGAGGAGGAUUAUGUCUCCACAGUGAGAGAGGAAAAAAAAAAACCCCGGGGAGGGGUCUUCAUAGAGUCUUUUUUUAAAAAAAAAAAAAAUUUUUUUUUCUUCCGCCUCCCCUUCCCCUCUUCCCUUCAUGUUCGCCUUUCUGUGAGGAGAAAAUCACCCCCCAAAUACCUCAGGCUUCAUGACUCUCGACUCUAUCAUGGCGUGCUGCCUUAGUGAAGAGGCGAAAGAAUCCAAGAGAAUCAACGCCGAGAUAGAGAGGCAGCUUCGCAGGGACAAGCGGGAUGCACGCAGGGAACUGAAACUGCUGCUCUUGGGUACUGGAGAAAGUGGCAAGAGUACAUUCAUCAAACAGAUGCGAAUCAUACAUGGGAGUGGAUAUUCAGAUGAAGACAAAAGGGGCUAUACGAAGUUAGUCUACCAGAAUAUAUUCACUGCCAUGCAGUCCAUGAUCAGAGCCAUGGAAACCCUUAAAAUACAAUAUAAAUAUGAGCAAAAUAAAGCCAAUGCACAAUUGAUUCGAGAGGUUGAUGUAGAAAAAGUAGCAUCGUUCAAUAGUCCAUAUGUAAGUGCAAUAAAAACUCUGUGGAAUGAUCCAGGAAUUCAAGAGUGCUAUGAUCGAAGGCGGGAAUAUCAGUUGUCAGACUCUGCUAAAUACUAUCUUAGCGAUUUGGAUCGUAUAUCGGAUCCUGCCUAUCUGCCCACCCAGCAGGAUGUCCUUAGAGUUCGAAUCCCAACAACAGGAAUCAUUGAAUACCCCUUUGACUUACAAAGCAUCAUUUUCAGAAUGGUGGACGUUGGAGGCCAGAGGUCAGAAAGAAGGAAAUGGAUACAUUGCUUUGAAAACGUGACAUCCAUCAUGUUUUUAGUAGCACUUAGUGAAUACGACCAGGUUCUUGUAGAAUCUGAUAAUGAGAAUCGAAUGGAGGAGAGCAAAGCACUAUUUAGGACGAUAAUCACAUAUCCCUGGUUUCAAAACUCCUCAGUCAUUCUCUUCUUAAAUAAGAAAGAUCUCCUGGAAGAAAAGAUUAUGUACUCCCAUUUGGUUGACUACUUUCCAGAGUUUGAUGGUCCACAGAGAGAUGCACAAGCUGCUCGAGAAUUCAUUCUGAAGAUGUUUGUUGACCUGAACCCAGAUAGUGACAAAAUCAUCUACUCUCACUUCACAUGUGCCACAGACACAGAGAACAUACGUUUCGUCUUUGCGGCUGUCAAAGAUACAAUUCUACAGCUGAACCUGAAGGAGUACAAUUUGGUCUGACCAGACCAAAGAAAAGGAAAAAAGAAAAUUUAAACCAUAAUGACCGCAAUUGUUAUGAUCUGUGAAGUUUGCAAACUGCUAAUUGUCAUCAUGGAUUCUUGUCUGUGUGUGUCCACGGAGUUGUAGCUUCUUUUAAAACAAAAAUGGUUUUAUUCAAUGCAGGGUCGGGGAGGGGCAGGGGGACACAUUUUUAAUGUGCAUCUUUUUGGGUGCCAAUCUACAUUUCCAUUUUUUUCAAAUAUCACUUAAUAACUAGCUGUAUAACAGAUAGUUGGCUUGAGCUACAACCUCAUUAAUGCUUGUUCAAAUGAAGAAUAGCAGGUGUUCUUCCACUUGCCAAAUCAAAAUGCAAUGCCAUUCCCUCUCUAUGCUCUUUCAGUUAUGCUGGCCUUCUGUCUGAUCACAGAUAAGCUCUGUGGUGCACAGUGGUGAUGUUUCAGGACUCUGUCUGACAGAAACCAAGCCAUCACUUGCAUAAUUGAUGUACUGUUUCUGGUUUAUUUGGUUUUUUUUCUGAUCAAUGAGAAAGUAUUGAUACUGUGAUUUAUUUUUUGAUUUUUUAAAAUAAAUUAUUGAUGUUAUACAUAUAGUUUGCUACUUGCUGUAUUUCAGCCAUGGACUACAAAGAUGGGAGCUCACUAAGCAAUAGCAGGUUGAGCAAAUAUCAUGAGGAGAGGGUGGGGUGUGGGUGGGGGGUGGGGGGGAUUUGCUCAAGUACUUAGAAACCUGAGAUGUGGAAAUAAUGAUUACUUGGCAAACAAAUGAAGCCAAAUCUAGUAUAAAGAAAUAAGUGUAUUUAUCUAAUUUAUGGACCAGUAUACUUAGGCUUGAUUUCAGAUUAGAAUGUUUCUGUAUGAGUUGGUUUACAGAUACUCAGCUGUUGCCAAACUUUGAUUUUUUUUACUGCUGUACACUACAAUGGCAAGUUAUGACAUUUUUUUAGGAUGACUUGCUAAACUAAAGUACAUUGACAGUUUAUGCUAAUUUUAUUCAGAUGAGGGGUUUUAACCUUGAAAGUUUUUAAUAGCAGGAUAGUUUUAUGCAGUCAGGUACUUUUACAGAUUUUUAAAAAAAAAAUAUAGGUAUGAUAUCAGGCCUGUUUGAAAAGAAAACCUCCGUCUGUGUUUUAUAGGAAUGCAGGUGCCAAGAAAGUUGCACUACACAGCUCUUAAUUUGUGUGACUUCGACAUACAAAGGUGAAAGGAUGGCUUUUAUAAAUGCUGCACAGUGCCAUAAAUAUACUGUAUGUUGAAAAGUUUUGACCUCGCCAAAUGAUUUCGGAACAACUUUGUAUUGUUAAAAGUUGAAGACUCCCACAUUGGUGACUUACACAUUGUGGUAAAGCAGAAAUGGCAUGUUUAGAAAAAGCUGAUAUCUGCACUUUUCUGUUUCUUCAAUGUAGUCAGAGAUAUGUAUUUUCCUGCAUUCAAAUCAUCAUGCUGCUACCCACUCAGUAUACUCAGUAACUUUCCUUGAUGAUGCCUUUUUGAUUUUAGCUGCUGAUUUCACCAGCAGGAAGUGCCCUGUCAUUUGUUCUAGACAUUUUCCAACAAAAAGGCUCUAUAUCCAAAAUUGUCAUUGUUGAUUUAAUACUAAAUGGAUCUUCUCACACUAAGACAACUGGGUUACAUUAAACAGACUAGAAUGAGUUAGAGCAGCAAUUGUUAUAAAAUGCAGCAUUUCACAUUUUAUUAUUUGACUAUAAUAAAUGCCUUUCAAGUGUCACUAUUCAAAAUUAUAACUUUAGCUAAUUGACUUUUGUUGCAUUUUGUAAUGAUGGAAUACCAGGCAGAUAAUUCAUAACUAAGUAAUCUUAAUUUGAUUGUAGGCAAUAUUUCAAACGUGGUUGAAAUUGUAAUUUGGUCAGCUGUGAAUUUGGUAUAAUGAAAUGUAAUGGUGAGAAUUGUACUUUGGUCCCAAAAUGAUGUCAUGUCUACGCAAUAGUUUAUUCAUAAUAUGUUGUAGUAAGAGCGGACUGUAGAUGCUAAAAAUUUUGAUUGGCGGAGCUGUGUUUCUUCACCCCAAACAUUAAUUCAUUUUUAUUAAAAAAUGAUUAACAUACUUGACUUUCAAAAAUCUAGUGAACUCUGUUGUGUGGCGUUUAUAUUACAAAUUAUCUUUGAGCAGUUUGAUUUCAUCUUCAGUUAUAGUCCCUAUAAAUUCAAUCUCCUUUCUGAAAUGGACUUUUAAAAUUAGCAGUUUGCCAUAGAUGAGUAGGUAUGUAAAAAGUAUAAAUGGGGCAUCAUUUGCAUUAACAUACCCUGUCAGGUUUUGUGCUCUUACCCUAGGGAAAUCUAAGGAAUCUGAAAAGUCCAAAAUUAAAUUGAGUUCUUCUCAAGAGUUCUUACAUUUGGGUAUGAUACCUGUCAUAUAUAUUUGACUUCAUUUAAAAUACCUUCAGUGUCAGGCAAGGCUGAUAUUUGAAGAAGAAUUAUGAUUGUUUUUGCUAAGUUUUAAUUUAUUUCUGGUCUACUUAGGCUGCUGUUAAAACAGCCAAAUAUUCUGUACACUACAAAUCAUUAUUAAACACUCCAAUAUCCUGCAAAAAAUUCUUGUUUCUACAAUAAACUAAAUGCCAUUGUUCUAAUGAACCAAUAUGGUAAUGUGGCAUGAGGUUUUCUUAACUCAUAAGUUUACAUGAAAGACCUUGGGAGUUUGGACAGGACUAGAAUGCGUGAAUACUUCAGUUUGCUCAGUGAGAGAAAAAGAACCAUAUACUUCUUAAGAAAAUUGACUUGAGAGAAAAGGGGAAGUCUAUCGGUGUUGAAUUCUACCGCAGUGAAGUAAAGCAGAGAGUGCCUUACCUAAUCCUAAACUGAAUUAUUGUCAGUAAUGUGCACACUUGAGUUUUAUUCUAUAGGGCUAGAACAAAGAUUGUUAGUCAGCUAUUGAUUCUUCCUCUAUUACCCUUGUCUUUCACACUUGUAAGUUUAACAAUCCAAGAAUUGAUGUUUAACUGCAAGAUAUAUGUGCGCUUCAGGAGAGGAGUGGAACCAAAAUGUCAUGAAAUCUUCAUAAAGGCAGGGGAUGUGGGAAUGUUACAACUCCUAGUACAGAUUCGGGGAAAGCUGGGUUUGCUGAAUAAAACUUCAAAAUUGAUCAAAUAUUGUUAUCCUGACAAUAACAAUUGUCUAAAACUUGUCGUAAAAUUUUUGCUUGAAAGCAUGUGAUAUGAUUUAGUUGCAGCUAAAUCGGAUGCAUUUUGGAAUAUGCAUGCCUUCAUUUGGGAAUACUAUGUAGAUCUUUGUCCACAUGUUACCUGUAUCUACUUUUACAGCUGAAGUUAUUUUUACAGAAUUUAAUAUAGAAGGAGCUCAUUCGCCCCAUUAUGUCCUUUCCAGUAGUAGCAAUCCUGUUACCCAUUCAGUAGGAAUGAUUUAAUUAGCCAAAAAUGAAUAACCUCUGUAUAAUGCAUAUUAUAUAUUUAUCUUUUCCUGAAUGCCAUUGGACAAAUUGGAACUUACAGUGAAUAAUACUGCUUCAGAUCACUUAGUGUGUCUGAAGUUCUCCUCCAAGCCACUCACCAUCCUGACUUGGAAAUAUAUCACUGUUGCUGGGUCAAAAUCCUGGACCUCCCUCACUAACGCCACAGUGGGUGUACUUACACUACGUGGACUGCAGUGGUUCAAGAAUGUAGCUCAUCACCACCGCCACAAGGGCAUUUAGGGCUGGGCAAUAAAUGCUGGCCUAGCCAGCGACACCCACAUCCCAUGAAUGAAUUUUUUUAAAAGUUCUUAACUUUUCAAUAUCUAAUUUUUCAGAGAGAAUAGAAUUUUUGCCUAAUUAGGUAUUCAUUUCAGAGAGAGAAAGUUAACAAAAUUCUGGAACUGAACUUCCUGUGUGCAUACAGUUAUCAAAUGUAACACUAUUUUGUUUUAAUCUCAUGGGGAGACAGCAUUAUUCCUGAAUGAUCUCAUUUUUAAAUUACACUAAGCAAUUUUCUACUGUGAGCUGUUGCCGAUCUUUUAGUUGAAAGUAGCUGACCAACUUCUCCCCAAGUCCCUUCGAAAGGAAAAACUGACUUUUUAAAAAUAGUUUUGUUUACAGUAGUUGUGGAUUUCAUGGAUAGCUGCAGAGUGUAUAGCUUUUGCACAUGCUACCCAUCUUUAGCCAGGAAUAGUCAGUCGAAGACCACAUAUGUUAUAUCACAGUGGAAAUUCAAAUCUAACGUUUUCAAAUGUAAACAAAGCAUCAAUUUUCACUACUAAUAUUUGACAAAAUAAGUAUAGCUUGUUUUAACCUAAAAGCCAGCCAGCCUAUGUAAAUAAUAGUUUGAUUCACUUUAUACCCUCUGCCAUCCAGAGUUUCCAAGGAAAAAGUUCCUUUCACUUUGGAUUUUUAAAAAUAAAACACAAAUUUUAAACUAACUGGGUGAUCCAUAUUGGGCCCUGAGUUCUGUGCAGUUUUCAGCAUGUUAUGCAAAUCUUGCAUGCAUGAUGUUCAGAGCAUGGACCCAUAGUCAGAAAAGAUUAUACAAUGCAUGGUGUUGGGAUUCCAAUUUACACUUUUUGCACAUUUACUUUUGUGAAUAUGGGUCCCUGUGUGAGAAGAAAUUAUUUACCAAAUUGAGGGCGGUAGGUAGUUUUAACUUUUACCCAGAUUUGCAAAAAAUUGUAUAAAAUGUAUGUAGCAUAUGCUUGCAUAAUAUAGGAAACUAAAAAUGGGAAAAUAUCUCUUUUGUAUUGUAUUUAAACCAGGGGACCAAGCUUCUGUCAGGAAUCCUAUUUUAAUUUCAGUUUUAUUCCUUGUGGAGGACUAGAAAGCUUCUUGAUUUUUAAAAUAUAUAUAUAUUAUUGGCAUAUUAGCAAUUGCAUUAUAGUAGUAAUCUUCCUAGCUAUCUGUUCUACAGUAUUGAGAGCUGUCUAGGCUAUUUUUCCACAUCGCUUUCACUAUCACGAGCUCCUGCUUUUGCCAGUUUUCUGCAAAUAUUUCGGGAAAGCUGAUGGGAAAUAGGGGAUUGAGUUGGCAUGCUAACCUGAAUCUACCAUUGUUGCUUACUUUUUGCAUAUUUGAUAGCUUAGAUUAUGUGGUGGUGGAAACAUUUUGUGCUAUAUGUAUAACAAUGAUGCAGAUGGACAAAUGUUAAAGGAUUGGGACUACGUGUUAACAUUUGUCACUACAUUAAAAUCAGCUAUGUAAAUGUUUGUUUCUUGAUUCAGAUGCAGUUUAUUGGACUAAUUAGAUUUAUUGGCUUUUUAACACAAGAUAAACCUAAAGGAUGCAACUUAUGGACCCUAUUUUACAGUUAAUUUGGCUAUGGUUUUUUGAAAUCUUAAUUUCUUUUAUGUUGUCUGCCUUGUUGCAAUGUUAUUUGCCAAAGAAGCAUUUUUAUAACUAAAAUGCCAUGGAUAAAUAAUUACUGCUGGAAAAAAAUCAUUUGUUUAGUCAUCUUUAAGCACUAGUCAAUCUUCCUUCCCCCCACCUCCAAGUUCCAGCAAGAGUAAUGAAUUCAGCGAGCUUGAAUCAGUUUCCAUGUUUAAUUCAUGUGCAUGAAGUUGUGCUUACAAGUUUUAAAUAAUAAAUGAAUGUUUCACAAUGUGAACUUGAUGGUAAUGUUUAUAAUGCAACAUUUGUUCUGUAAAAAGGUAUUUACAAAUAAAGUGCCAAAAGGUCUUUUUGAAAA
Messenger RNA from Carcharodon carcharias (great white shark), 7151 nucleotides. RefSeq names its product guanine nucleotide-binding protein G(q) subunit alpha. Gene Ontology annotation, biological process: action potential; adenylate cyclase-modulating G protein-coupled receptor signaling pathway; phospholipase C-activating dopamine receptor signaling pathway. NCBI's taxonomy places the organism in Eukaryota, Metazoa, Chordata, Chondrichthyes, Lamniformes, Lamnidae. The transcript has 7 exons. The record is from RefSeq and is a predicted model, not a curated record. Gene Ontology annotation, cellular component: heterotrimeric G-protein complex. The coding region runs from base 449 to 1528 and encodes 359 amino acids. Gene Ontology annotation, molecular function: GTPase activity; G protein-coupled receptor binding; G-protein beta/gamma-subunit complex binding.